AUGUCCCUGAACCGCAUAUCCUCACUCGAGUCCUUCUCCCAUUUAUCAGUCGAGGGGCACCGGAGAUCUCCAUCACCCAGCAGCCGCGACAGACGCCUCAGUUUCAAUCCCCUACCGGAAUCUUGGGACCCUCCCACGAGCCAACCUGGGUACCUUGAGUCCGUGGGUGCAUUCGAAGUCCCAAAGUGGAAGAGAGUUUUACAGGUGUUUGCGACAGUCAUCUACUGCCUCUUCGCAGCAGGCACAGUCUUUGGAUAUGCAGCACUCAAGCCCGUUCUGAAGAAGGAGGGCGCUUAUCAGGAUGUCUGCGGCGCCGGUGGCUCUGAUGCAAGCCCCGAUGACGUUGAUACGUGUGUUGAGAUUCGCCUAAACCUCAUGUUCACUGUGGCCGCCGUGUCGACGAAUGUUGCUGCUCUUCCGAUCGGGACCAUUCUAGACCACUUUGGCCCUCGUGUGUGUGGCCUGUCCGGCGCCCUGUUCUUGACCGCCGGGUCCCUAUUCAUGGCAUUCGAGGAGAGCCUGCCAUUUGAUGGCCUGCUUGUCGGUUAUCUGUUUCUGGCCCUCGGUGGGCCCUUCACAUAUAUCUCAUCCUUCCAGCUCUCAAAUGCUUUCCCGAAGCAUUCAGGGCUCAUACUUGCCCUCCUGACUGGUGCCUUUGAUGCUUCCAGCGCACUGUUCCUGGUGUACCGCGUGAUCUUUGAGAAAACAGGUGGAUCUUUCGGCCACGACAAGUUCUUCCUGGCGUAUCUUGUUGUCCCACUCAUAAUUGCUCUGUUACAGUUUAUAUUGCUACCAAAGCAUUCAUAUAAAACAAUUGGAGAGAUGAUCGAGCAGGUCGAUCAGCCUCUGCCUCGGCAUGCUGAUCAGAUGGACGAGAACACGGCGCUUCUGGAGCAGGAAAGAAUAGAGCACAGAGAUGCUAUCGCGGCGGAUCUUGAGGACCUGCUCGGUUCCGUGAGGGCGGACAAACAGCAGCAAAAGGAAGAGAAGAAGAACGACAUCUCCGGCGUGUGGGGCGUUAUGCACCCUUAUACCGCAUGGCAGCAGAUCAGAUCUCCUUGGUUCAUUUUAAUAUGUGCCUUUACAGUAAUCCAAAUGACAAGAAUCAACUACUUCGUGGCCACCAUCCGGCCACAGUAUGAAGCCCUUCUGCACUCCCACGACCGGGCUGUUCAGGUCAACGAAUUUUUUGACCUGGCCCUACCAAUUGGUGGCAUCCUUUCCAUCCCAUUCAUCGGCCUGCUCCUCGACCACUUCUCCACCGUCACAGUCCUCUUCUGGCUGGUCACCGUAACAACUGCUAUAGGCGUCUUCGGAGUAAUCCCAGAAUUGUGGGCUGCGUACGCCAACGUGGUCCUCUUCGUCCUUUACAGGCCAUUCUACUACACAGCGGUCUCAGAUUAUAGCGCAAAGGUCUUUGGGUUCAAGACAUUUGGUACCGUAUACGGGACUAUCAUCUGCUUGUCGGGUCUGUUCAACUUCUCGCAGUCUGGCUUGGACUAUCUGCUCCAUUCGACAUUUGGAGGAGACCCGAUACCCGUCAAUCUCAUACUGUUGUCAUUAGGGCUUGUUGUGGGAACCAAGAGGACGACCAGAGUAGCCUUCAAGGGUGUGGUAGGAUGGGGGGAAUAG
Diaporthe citri is the source of this 1632-nucleotide messenger RNA. RefSeq lists its product as uncharacterized. Gene Ontology annotation, cellular component: fungal-type vacuole membrane. Gene Ontology annotation, biological process: transmembrane transport. The record is from RefSeq and is a predicted model, not a curated record. Bases 1 to 1632 code for a protein of 543 amino acids. Gene Ontology annotation, molecular function: transmembrane transporter activity. NCBI's taxonomy places the organism in Eukaryota, Fungi, Ascomycota, Sordariomycetes, Diaporthales, Diaporthaceae. The transcript has 4 exons.